AAUAGGUAUUUAGUACCUACUUAUUAUUGUUUACCUUCGUUAAUGUGAGUACUAAGUAUGUCCAAUGUUAAGUUAGGAAUAAGAGUGCGUCCAUUUACUGACAGAGAGCUUCGAAGUGAAAAAGAUCGCAUUCCCGUGGUUAGCAUUGUCGAUAAUAAUACCGUUACUAUCACAAAUGUAAAAGUGAGCGUGUCAGGCGCCGGCGACAGCCGCGAGCGCGUGCGCCGCUACUACGCGGAUUACGCGUUCGAUAGCGCUUUGCCCGCUACUCAUCCGGAUUAUGUCUCGCAAGAAAAGGUAUUCAACACAAUAGGCCGCCAAGUAAUCGAGAGCGUCACCCGCGGUAAUUCGACAUGCGUGUUAGCGUAUGGACAGAGCGCUACGGGCAAGACCCAUACCAUGAUGGGAACCGAAGCAGACCCGGGGCUGGUGCCGAGGAUAUGCAGGGCUUUGGCUGAGGUGCAGCCCUUCGACAUUACUGUCAGUUUCCUGGAAAUCUACAACGAGCGCGUCCACGACUUGCUGGCGGGCGAGAGCGCGCCGCCCACGUGCCACUCGCUGCCCCGGCGCAGGGGCAACGCUCGCAAGGACCUGCGCGUGAGGGAGCACCCCGACAGAGGGCCCUACGUGCAAAGUGUUACUGUCAGUGUCCUGGUGAUCUACAACGAGCGCGUCCACGACUUGCUGGCGGGCGAGAGCGCGCCGCCCACGUGCCACUCGCUGCCCCGGCGCAGGGGCAACGCUCGCAAGGACCUGCGCGUGAGGGAGCACCCCGACAGAGGGCCCUACGUGCAAAGUGUAACUGUCAGUGUCCUGGUGAUCUACAACGAGCGCGUCCACGACUUGCUGGCGGGCGAGAGCGCGCCGCCCACGUGCCACUCGCUGCCCCGGCGCAGGGGCAACGCUCGCAAGGACCUGCGCGUGAGGGAGCACCCCGACAGAGGGCCCUACGUGCAAAAUCUCCGAAGGGUAGCCAUCAAUGACGUGGCAGCGCUCUUAGCACUGGUGAGCGAAGGCUCGCGCCGUCGUCGCACGGCUGCUACCAGACGCAACGCCACAUCUUCGCGGUCCCAUGCUCUCUUGGAGAUAGCUACCGCCAGUGCUACUCUUCAUCUCGCUGACUUGGCUGGCAGUGAGAAAGCUGGCUGGGAAGGCUGCGACGGCCGCCAGAAAGAAGGCGCAAACAUAAAUAAAUCGUUGGUUGCUCUUAGCAAUGUUAUUUCAGCGUUAGUAAGCGGGCGUGGGAGGUUCGUUCCAUACCGCGACUCUGCCCUUACUUGGCUGCUGAAGGACUGCUUCACGGGAGGCGCCUCCGCUUUUAUUAUCGCUACUGUGUCCCCAAGCGUCGCGUGCUACGGCGAGUCGGCGUCGACCCUUCGUUGGGCGGAGCGCGCGCGCCAACUACCGUCGCCGCGCGUCACCGCCAGCCGUCCGGCUCUGCGCACAUUGUACACACAGCUGCUAGCAGAACUUAGCAGGAAUCACAUUCAAUACAUACCUGAAACUGGAAAAAUUUCAUACGAUGAUAAUCAUUGGAAAUUGUAUGCGAACAAUGUAAAGCUGCAAUCUCCUGAUUCCUCCGAAGAAACUGCAAAAAUAGGUAACAUUAUGAAUCUGUUGCAUCCGAAAGCCGACGCUCAUUCUUCCACCGCCUCAUCAGCAGCGAGCGGUAGUUCGGAUGUUAUCAACGCGAUGGAUAAAAAUAUCAAAAUCGAUAUAACCAGUGAAAUAACCAAAGAAGUAGACAAAUUAUUUGGACCUGCACUAGAAAGGACACAAAGUAAUAGUGAUCUCAAAGUCAUUGCUCCACUUAGACACAAGCGUAGGCAAUACAAAUCACAAGAAAUUCUACCUAUUGUUGAAAAAUUACACGGAGAUCACACAGUUGAUGUGAUGCCCAGUCAAAGUGAAGUUCAGAUUGACGAUAUAAGGAAAAUAGAUAAAGCAAAAGCUCCACAAAUUCCUAUUCUAUACGACAGUCAACGAGCCGAAAUAGUAGCUUCAGUUACUGAAAGACUAUACAAUAAAAUAAAGAAAAAAGAAGAGGCAGCUGCAUCGAAAAUGGAGACAGUUAUAGACAAGAAAAUAAUGGAACCGCUGAGCGAAUUAAAGAUUUGUACUAAUGCGCGGCAACGGCUCAUGGAGUUAAGUCAGAAAGCGUUACGAAACAAACGGAGAAUAGGUAUUCCGGCUCAUACGCAAACGAAAAAAAUGGUCACUCGAGUUAGAGAUCAAGGUAUCGACGUACAAACAGAUUUAGAGGCGUAUAUGUUAAGAAAUAAUAAACCUAGUUACACACUUCAUCGCGAUGCAGCCACUGAAACUAUGCCUAUGACUCCUCGGUGUAAAGAAAUUGCUGUUGGUUCUAAAUAUGGAAUGUUACAUUUUCACGAUCGAUCUACUAUAACCGAUGAAAAGAAAAUUGUUCACAGAAGCUCUUUCGUUAUGACUGACGUAGUAACUAAAAGUGAUCGCACAACGCAAACUCUAAUAGUGCCACCGCCAAGAAGAAAACGACGUGUAUUGUGUAAUUGCAUGAAAAAUUCUGAAAAAAUUAAAUGUUCUAAUGAAAAUGCGGCACCAGUUAUAAGUAUUAACAUUUCACAAGUUUAUCCUGCUGAUUCAGAGUCACAAACAUCUGAUGAUAAUUCCGAUAAUACGGCUGACAAUAAUAGCUGUGGCAAAUCGGAAUCAGUCCAGAACAUGCCUCCUGAUUUAUUAACUAAUCAUAGUACACUUGAUCCUUGUUGUAGUAAGACUGUUAAAAUUGAACAGAAUGCUAAAGUUUAUAACGUAAAUAUACCGCAAGAAAUUGAAAUAGCAAAUGACACUGCCACCAGCAAUUCCUCGAAAUCAUUACAAAACUGUGACGACUUUUCAGAUACGGAAGAUUGUGUCUUGCCCCGUGUCUCUCCAGAUUGUUUAAAAAGGGUAGAUUCCAGUGAUAUGAAAGAUAUGAUUUUAGGUCGCAAUGAAAACUUGUACCCAUACAAUAUUAUUCUGUCUCCACCUCGAGCAGUGGAUAGCACAAAGAGAUUAGUGAAGUUCCAAGAUGAUACUGUUCCUGUUUCCUCCGUCGCUUCGCAGGCUACUUGUGAAACACAGAACAAAAGAACAUUUUAUGAAACAAAUCACAACUCCGAAGCCAUUGAUAAUAAUAUAGACAAUGAAGCGAAUAUUCUGGACAGUCAAGAUACGCCCUCUAAUUCUUAUUCAGAUUCUACAGACUCAAGUAAAGUAGAAACUGAUUCAUUCAUCUGGAAGAAAGGCGGUGCAGCGUCUGACAGAAAUAAAACCAAUAGUUUGGGUCAAAACUACACACCGAUUUACAAAGGGGCAAAGUAUGCAAAAGCCAAAGCAAAGUUGUAUAGAGAAUUUUUAGGUCUGAAUAAAGAGGUGUAUGAUAAUGAUUCCUCCCAAACAUCAUCAAAGCAUAAUGAUAUCAGUUCGAGCGAUAGUGUUGAAUCGCGUGACACGUCUAAUGCUUCUUUUAGGCGAAGAAAAAACAUUCUCGAAGAUAAGCUGAAGUUACGGUGCAACCACAGUAACAGUUUUAGGAGCCUUGAACAAGAACUGAAGAUUUCGUGCAAUAGUUUAGAAACUUCCGUGAAUAAAUACGAGAGUUAUUUGUCUGGUUACCAUAAUGGCAAAAAAGGUGGUUACAGGACUGAAAGUUCGGCUCGAACGCCCACAGAGUAUUUGCAGCACUUGGUGCAGUUGCGGAGACAAGUCGUCAACGGAGAUUGUGAUACAGAAAGUAGUUCUCUUGCAAAAUAAUUGAAUGCUAAUGAAUUGUUGUAAGUGUGUCUACAUUAUAGUGUGUUAGUAUUAUUAAGUGUAAUCUUGUGAAAAUUGUAAGCACAUGUUAGCAUACUAA
Messenger RNA from Ostrinia nubilalis (European corn borer), 3877 nucleotides. RefSeq lists its product as uncharacterized. Gene Ontology annotation, molecular function: ATP binding; ATP hydrolysis activity; microtubule binding. Bases 58 to 3777 code for a protein of 1239 amino acids. The transcript is spliced from 12 exons. The record is from RefSeq and is a predicted model, not a curated record. Gene Ontology annotation, biological process: microtubule-based movement. NCBI's taxonomy places the organism in Eukaryota, Metazoa, Arthropoda, Insecta, Lepidoptera, Crambidae. Gene Ontology annotation, cellular component: kinesin complex; microtubule.